This is a messenger RNA of Neurospora tetrasperma FGSC 2508, 1872 nucleotides long. RefSeq lists its product as uncharacterized. NCBI's taxonomy places the organism in Eukaryota, Fungi, Ascomycota, Sordariomycetes, Sordariales, Sordariaceae. The transcript has a single exon. The coding region runs from base 1 to 1872 and encodes 623 amino acids. The record is from RefSeq and is a predicted model, not a curated record.
AUGUCGCUCUCUGAACCUGUCUUCGUCGAUAGCAGCGAUGGCACUCUUGUGCCCAGCUACGCCAUCGACAACAGCGUCAAUAACAGCGCCGGAAACACUGUUACGCCCAGCAGCCCUAUCAUUGCACCUCGACUACCCGUCGAACUCCUCAUGUGCAUCUGCGACUUUCUCCCCAACCGCAGAGAUAUCGUCAACUUGUCAGCCACGUGCCAAGAACUCCGCGGUGAGCUGUACUACACGCUGGUCCACCGGGAUCUUCGCUCCGGCCGCCUUAUCACUCUGAAAUAUGGCCUUCAAACCCGCAACAUAAGAGUCAUCAAGCCGUUCCUUAACCGCUAUCGGCAUCUGAUCACGCGUCUCACCGUGACUCCCAAAAAGAAAGAGGUGACGCCGAACAAAAAGGCCAUCACCGGCGAGGUUCCUGCCAGGGAGGUCGUUCCCAAAAGGGUCAACGACCCACAAAAUGACACUGAUAAAGCCGGCACCAUCAACCAAACAGUUCUCCCAGUUCGCACAAGAGUACCAUCUCCCUCCAAAACCAUCAUCUCCUUCCGCGAUGAGUACCUCCCCUCCCUCCGGCUCAUCCGUCCCCUCCUCACCUCCGCACUCGAGGAAGCCCUUCUCGCCCACGACUUGACCUUUGCCGAAGAACUUCUCUGGCACGGCAACAAGGAUCUAAUUCCCAGCCUCACGCCCGUUCUGGAAUCCGUGCUCUGGUCUGCCUUUAAUCCCAAGACCAGUCGUUAUACCGGUGAAGCUCUUGACCAUCGCCCAGACCACAGGUGUGCAGACCCAGGUCCAAUUAGCCCUAUUGUAUGGACCUGGAAAACCUGUCCUGUGGCUGCUGUCAAGCUGUUGAUGAAGUUUGGAGCGAAGGGAAAUCGUGCCGGUGUUUGGGCGGAGGGCAAGAAGAUUCGGAAGAGGAGGAGGGAGUGGUUUAGCGGGAAUGGUGGGAAUGGUGGCAGUAUCAUCAACAACGACUCUUCCUUAAACUCACCAUCCGAGGAGGACGAGACUCCCGAAACUACUGACGCCUACGAUGGCUACUUCCACCCCCGAACGCAAACUCAUGCCGCUCACGUUCACCAGCCGGCCAUGCCGCCUAACCGGUUAUGGACAGGCUUGGAGCUGGUUGCGUACCUUUAUCAAGAAACGUGUGAGCGCGCGGCGGCGGCACAAGCUGCUGAUGUUGGUGUUGCUGUUGCUGCUCCUGCUACUGCUACUGCCGGUUCUGCUGACUCUGGUGCUGAUGUGGGUCCUGCUGCUGCUUCUGCGGGUGCUGCUCCGGUGGCUAAGAAUAGGGGCAUAAAACGCAACUUUUCUGGUAGCUUCCGCAACCCAAGUUCGGGUUCGCAACCUAGCCCUGGAGCAGGCAAAGAACAUGGCUUCUUCCCGGUAACAUGCGAACAUCACGUCGAGAGAGGAGAAGGCGGCUGCCUCAAGCAGCUUAUCGAAGUCUUGAGUGAUAGCGUCGCUCACGGCGAGAUCCUCCGAGUUACCAGCUUGAGCAGCAACGGGCAUGCACGUGUACCAAAAACUCCCCUUCUAGAACACGAUCUCGACAACAUGCUCAAACUAACUGAAAUCACCGUCCCGUUUGUUAAGAUGCUCAUCAACGAGCAAGCAGGGAAACUUUUUCAGGAGAUCUUUGAGGAAGCUGAGAAGAGAAUAUCUGAACGGCUCGAUGGGUUGAUGGAGAGGAGAACGAGGCUCGAGAAGAACAAGAAAAUGAAGACGGAGAGCAUGACGAAGACCCAAUUUGGGGGUGGAGAAGAGGAUGAAGACUUUUGGCUGGAAGAGCAGGAGUUGGAUCUUGAUGAGGGGGAGCCAGAGGAGGGGAACCCAGAGGAGGAGGAGGAUGACGAGGAAUGA